AUGGAGAAUGAAACCGAGAAUGACGCCAAGAUCACCAAAUCUUUGGAGAACCCCGCUGGCCCGAAAGCAAUUGAAGUGAAGACCGCACCUGUCAGCCAUAUUGUUUACAAAGUAGCAGACAUUCCCUCGUUUCCAGCCACUCUAGUGUUUGCAUUACAGGUCGCAUUACAAGUUGUCUCCGGUGCUGUCACAAACUCGAUCUUGCUAUCAGACGCCAUUUGUGGUACAAGCCACGUGACAGCCAAGCUGAUGAGCACCAACAUGUUCAUGUGUGGCCUGACUACAUUCAUACAGGCUGUGAUUGGUGUGAGACUCCCGAUUUUCCAAACACCUAGUAUUUACUACGUGGUUCCUAUAAUCUCCAGAGCGGACCUACCAGACUGGGCAUGCACCAACCAAGAUUAUGUAUCGUCCUCAAACCAAACGAUGUCAGCGUUCAAUGGAACUACUUUGUCCCCUCCUGAAACUGGAGACGACAUUUGGAGAGGAAGGCUUCUUGAGAUCUGCGGUGUCCUGAUGAUAGUGUCAAUCCUCCACGCCCUGAUCGGAGCCACGGGUUUGGGUGGACAGAUUGCUAAGGUGAUUGGCCCCUUGACCAUCGCUCCUGCUGUGGUUGUGAUGAUCCUCAAGUUUUUGGACACAAUCCUCAAACUGGUUUUUAUCCAUCUGGGAGUCGCAGUACUCACUCUGGCUACACUGCUCAUCCUCACCACGUACAUGGCCAAUGUACUCGUUCCCAUACCCUACUGGACGAGAAGUCAUGGCUGGAAAAUGACCAAGUCAAAAUUCCUCAGAACUUACGCCGUAUUAAUCAGCAUCGCUUUGGGUUGGCUUCUCUGUCACAUCCUGACCGUGACCGGAGCGUUGCCGGACGACCCGGACAGUUUGCAGUACAACGCCCGGACGGACAAUAAGGGAGAUACGGUGGAACUGGCAAAGUGGUUCUAUUUUCCUUACCCAGGUCAGUUCGGGGUACCUCGAUUCAGCGUCGCAAUAUUCUUUGGAUUAAUCGUGGCCAUGUUGAGCUCUGUCAUUGACUCCUUAGCUGACUACAAGAUCGCAGCUCGUGUGUGUCAGAUCCCUAAAGUUCCCCCACACGGCACCAACCGGGGCCUGUUGAUCGAGGGAUGCUGUAGCAUACUCUCUGGGGCAUUUGGUGCAGGCAUGGCCACCUCCACAAAUAUCUCAGUCACGGGGUCCUUAGCUAUAUCAGGUGUAACUAGUCGUCGCGUGUUCCAGGCCGCCGGAUUGUUGCUGAUGUUCUUAGGAGUCGUUGGGAAAAUCGGCGCCGUUCUGGUCAUUAUCCCCAAGCCCGUCAUUGGGGCGGUACUGAUUGUGAUUCUGGGGUCUGUCACUGGGGUCCUUAUAGCCGAGUUGAACGAUUUUGAGAUGAAGAGGCCCCGGAACUGUAUGACGAUUGGGCUGGCUAUGCUCUUGGGUUACAUGAUUCCUAAAAUGAUCAUCGAGUACCACGAAAUACUGGACACAGGUAUUCCGGAGCUGAACAAUGUAAUCAGAGCCAUGUUUGGGACACCGUUGUUUGUAGCCGGUGUUGUGGCUUGCUUUCUAGAUAACACUUUGCCAGGAGGGCGUGGCCAAAAACCGGAUCCGGAAGACGAUAAAGGGCAGACUUCCGAUGAGACUGCGCCGGCUCACCGCCUACCUUAUGUACAUGACUAUUUUACGAACUGUAAAUGGACCCGAUUCUGCCCCUUCCUGCCCGGAUUUCAACACAACGUUAAGAAAGACGUGCUUAUUUCGGAGCCAACGCAAAAAUUGGAAUUAGUAUGA
Messenger RNA from Liolophura sinensis, 1791 nucleotides. RefSeq names its product solute carrier family 23 member 2-like. The record is from RefSeq and is a predicted model, not a curated record. The transcript has 11 exons. Gene Ontology annotation, cellular component: membrane. Bases 1 to 1791 code for a protein of 596 amino acids. Gene Ontology annotation, biological process: transmembrane transport. Gene Ontology annotation, molecular function: transmembrane transporter activity. Lineage: Eukaryota; Metazoa; Mollusca; Polyplacophora; Chitonida; Chitonidae.